AAUUAGAAACAGGAUUUUUGUUUUAAUUAUGUGUUCGUAAAGCAAGGAGAUCCCAAUUGGAAAUCCACAGACAGCGCCACAAGCAGGGAUUUGCAUGUGCCCCCCAAGGAGCAGGCGAUUGCAGCAGCAGCAGGAGUGGGAUUAGGCCUUCGUUUUCGCCAGCCGCCUGCAGCGACGUCAACAGUAUUGAUACAGUGGGCAUUGCGACUCCACAACCACAACCACAUCCACAUCCGCAGCCACCAUGAGUUGGUUCGAAAAGGCCAAGACGGUGCUCAUUGAGGCGCUGGACAUCCAGGACGACGACAGCAAGGCGUCGGAGAAGGACUCGCCGGCCGCCGCCGGAGCUUCGGGCGAAAGUGGUGCACCUGGGCACACCUCAUCCGCGGAGGCACAAGGAACUGCGGCCACGCCCCCAUCGGAAACGCCCACUUUCUUCGACAAUCCGCAUGCCAACGAGAUGGUCACCAUUCCGCCCACGCCCACAUCCGUUCCGGGCAGUGUGGCCGCCUACGGCAAGCGCCAGUCGGCCACCUCGGAUUCGGUGGACCUGCUGUCCUCGCCGACGUCCCCGAUCUCGGCCAGCGGCGAGGAGGGCGCGUCGGUGGCCAAGCGCCUGUCCGAAUCCUCGCUGGAGCUGAUCACGGCCACCACGGCCAGCGAAAUGGAGAUGUCCCCGGACACGGAGCCCUCGCUGCCCGACAGCAUAGUGAUCAUCGCCAGCAACGACACAUCCGACAAUGCCGAGGGCGAUGGCGAGGAUGACGACGACGAGGACGAGGACGAGGACGGGGGCACGCAGCUGGAGCGGCACAUGGAGGAUCACCUGAACGACUCCACCAAAACCAUGAAGGCCCUGGUGUUGAGCGACAUCCAGGCAGCUGGGAAUGCCGACUCCGAUUCCACGCAAAGCUUCGAGGACAUCCAGCUGCAGAUGAGCCACAAGUCGGGCAAGUCGAGCAAGUCGGGCAAGUCGCCCGCCCCCGCCAAGGCGGAUGUGGUGGACCAGAGCUACUCGUCCACCUCGUCGGACAUCGAGAUCAUCUCGAAUCCGAACGGCGACUCCAGCACCAACAGCACCACCACGCGCACCAGUCCCCAGAAGUUCAAGGAGCUGGCCGCUGGCAAGGCGGGCGGGCCCAAGCCCAAGGGCCACCAUCGCGAGCCCUCGGAGAUCUCGCUGCUGUCGGAGGACUCGCAGUCGGAGCUGGACAAGCUGGUGCAGCGCAUCAGCGAGCUGAACCAGGUGAUUGAGGCGCGCGAACAGCGUCUGCUGCAGUCGGAGCGCCAGAAUGCCGAGCUGCUCGAGCGCAAUCAGGAGUUGCGGGCGCGCGUCGAGGCGGCGGCCAACAGCGCCAACAGUCCGGACGCGGCGGAUGCAGUGCAGCGUCUGUCGGCGCUGGAGAAGAAGUUCCAGGCCAGCAUACGUGAACGCGACGCGUUGCGCAUCCAGAUGAAGAGCCUGCGCGACGAGUUGCAGGACAAGAUACCCAAGGACGAGCUGGCCGAGUGCAAUGAGAUGAUCGCCGGCCUGCAAUCCGAGGGCGAGAAGCUGUCCAAGGAGAUCCUGCAGCAGUCGACGAUCAUCAAGAAGCUGCGCGCCAAGGAGCGCACCUCGGACACGCUGCUCAAGAAGAACGGCGAGCAGAUAUCGCUGCUCUCCAGCGAGUCGGAGCGCCUCAAGAAGUCCCUGGCCGCCAAGGAGGAGAUGGAGCGCACCCAAAUCGAGGCCGUGUGCCGCAUGACGGCGGAGAAGAAGCGUGUGGACGAGGAGAACCUGGAGGCUCGUGGCCGCAUCGAGGAUCUGCAAUCCCGACUGGCCGCCCUGCAGGCCAGCUUCGAUGGCCUCAAGGGCGAUCUGCAGAAGCGCACGCGCAACGAGCAGGACAGCCUGCGUGCCGAGCAGCAGGAGUACGUGCAGCAGGUGUCCGAUCUGCGCGAGAAACUGCGCCUGGCCGAGCACAGCCUGGCCAGGCGGGAGCAGCAGAUGCGCGAGGAGAACCGCCAGCUGCUGCGACGCCUGGAGGCCGCCGAGCUGCGGGCGGAGAGCUCCACGCAGGAGCUGGGCGCCACCACCACACCCCUGAUCCGCCAGAUCGAGUCGCUGCAGCGCACCCUGGACCAGCGGACCGCCGGCUGGAAUCGCGAGGAGCAGCAGUUGCUCCAGAAGCUGGACGACUCGCAGCUCCAGCUGCGCUCACUGCAGCAGCUGGAGUCCGUGCAGGGCGAGAAGCAGGAGCUGCUGCGCACCCGCUGCUCUCUCCUGGAGGAGAAGCUGUCCAGUGCGCUGAUGGAGGCGGAGGCGGCCAAGAUGGCCCUGCGCCAGCGGGACCUGGAUGCGGCCCACACGGAGGCGGAUCACAAGAGGCAACUCAGCGCGCUGCAGGCGGAGCUUGGGCAGCAGCUGGAGCAGAUUGCCAGCCUGGAGCAGCAGUGCAGGCAGCAGCAGCAGCAACAGCAGCAGGUGGAGAAGGAGCAACCCAGCCUGCUGACCGUGGAGGCGGUGAAGGCCAGCAGCGAGCUGCAGCCAAUGCAGAUGCAGAUGCCGAUGCAGAUGCCGAUGCAGAUGCCGAUGCAGAUGCAAAUGCAAAUGCAGAUGCAGCUGCCCAAAUCGCAGGCACCGCUGCGCUCCUCGCCGCCACUCAGUCUGGCGGAUGACAGUGGGUCCAACGAGGAGGCCCUGGGCGGCAUCAUCGACUGGCAGGCGGACGACCUCGACUGCGCUUCCAACUCGGGCCGCCAUCCAUCGGGCAUCGUCCAGGGUGUGCAGCUCAGCUUCCUGGCGGCCAACACCAGCACCUUUGAGCACCUGCAGGCGCUGCUGAAGCAACGCGAUGGUGAGCUGACCCACCUGCAGUGGGAGCUAUCGCGCCUGCAGGCGGAAAGGGGCGUGCUCGACGCCGAGAUAUCCAAUCUGACCAUCGAACUGGAAACGAUGAAGGAGAAACUGCUGGUGUACGAGGUGAUGGAGAAGGGAUACGAGGACCUGCAGCAUCGCUACGAUGCCCUGCUCCAGAUGUACGGCGAGAAGGUGGAACGCACCGAGGAACUGGAGCUGGAUCUGACCGAGCUGAAGGCGGCCUACAAGCUGCAGAUUGACGAGCUGCUGGCCGCCCCGCCGCCCAACCUCCAACGACCGCCGAAGCAGACAUGAUUGCCGGAGCGCAGGAUCGUCUCCCUGCCCGAAUUGCCAUGCCUGCGGCGAACGUGGCCACCAUAACGUUCCCGUCUCCGUCUCUGUCUCCGUGUCCGCUUCCGCUUCCGUGUCCCAUUCCCAGUUGCAAUGUACUAUGCUUUAUAUACUUAUCGAUUAGCCAAGCGAUCCGGAUUCGGAUCCGGAUCCGGAUCCACUUCCACUUCCACUUACCCAUCCUCCAAACAGCAACCACAACACACACACACACACCAUGUACAUGCGACUAUAUAUUUGUAUGAUUUGCGUACGUUGACACUUUCUAGUUAUAUUAUGAAUUGAUCGAUUGUGAUAAUUUAAUUUAUACUUAUAUAUACAACAAGUUAUCGUCUAUGACUAUGUACAAAACUGUUUCUGUUCCGAGCAGUUUGCCAGGCGGUUGUGAGGAAGCAGCUCCAACAGCCUCUUGCAAAUAAAUCAAAUAUCAUUUAAUACAGAGUAA
Messenger RNA from Drosophila elegans, 3635 nucleotides. RefSeq names its product TATA element modulatory factor (gene Tmf). Bases 245 to 3154 code for a protein of 969 amino acids. NCBI's taxonomy places the organism in Eukaryota, Metazoa, Arthropoda, Insecta, Diptera, Drosophilidae. The record is from RefSeq and is a predicted model, not a curated record. The transcript has 5 exons. Gene Ontology annotation, cellular component: endoplasmic reticulum; Golgi apparatus.